Molecule: messenger RNA, 867 nt
Organism: Penicillium olsonii
Lineage: Eukaryota; Fungi; Ascomycota; Eurotiomycetes; Eurotiales; Aspergillaceae
Source: the annotation of a GenBank genome assembly
AUGGGCCAAUGGGACAAGGAACUCAUUGCAUGUCUCCCACCAAGCGUGCGAAUCUUUGCUUCAGCGGGCGCCGGCUUCAACUGGGCAGAUGUCGACAUCCUCGCUCAGCACAAGAUCUGGUAUACCAACGGGGCCGGCGCAUCAGACGAGGCGGUUUCAGAUACAGCACUGUACAUGAUUCUGAGUGUAUUCCGAAACUUCACACGCGCGCAACUUGCAGCAAGGACGGCAGACCCGGAGAUCUUCACGGCGACGCACAAAUUGAUUGCGACGAUCUCGCAGAAUCCGCGUGGCCAUAUUCUGGGCGUUGUUGGGUUCGGGAAUAUCAGUAGAAAGCUUGCGUAUAAGGCGGGAACGGCGUUGGGGAUGAGGAUUCAUUACUUCGAUAUUGUGCGAGCGGAUUCGAAUGUCGAGAAGGAACUCGAUGCCACAUAUCAUGAGUCUCUGGAUGAAUUGCUGAAGAUCGCCGAUUGUGUCUCGCUGCAUACACCGCUGAACUCGCACACUCAUAACCUGAUCGACGAGCGCGCGCUAGGUCUCAUGAAGCCUGGGAGUCGGAUUGUUAAUACUGCUCGUGGAGAAGUUCUCCAUGAGGAUGCGUUGAUUAAUGCGUUGCAGUCCGGUCAUCUUUCGGCGGCGGCAUUGGAUGUGCAUUACCAUGAGCCUCAAGUCUCGCCUGUACUGGCUGGGAUGGAGAAUGUCACCUUGACGACUCACAUUGGAGGUGGAGCUCUCGAUACGAGGAUCAAUUUUGAGCUGAAUGCCAUGCGGAAUAUUCUGGCUGUUGUGGGAGAGAAGGGAGAGUUCGCCGGGGAACCUUUGACACCGGUGAAUCGCAGGGCAUUUGAAGAAGCUGAGACGCAAUAG